AAAACAACCUUUAAGAGGCUAUGAAAGACUUCAAACUGGAGCAGAGGUUUACCUUCAAACUAUAUUCAAAUGAUUGAGACUUCAGCGCGUAAAUUCUCAGCAGACUCGACGAUACCAUCAGACUCUUGUCUGCUUCUCCAAAUUGAGGUUGUUUUGCAGCUGUGCCCUACUCUUUCUAUCUUCCUACAGAUCUCUAUGAGAUCUUCAAAGCGUGGUUUAUCAUUGGCCUGCCUUGAAUUGCUCCGAAACUUUGUCUCUUACCUUUUUGCUGCGAUCCUUAAUCUUCAUGAUGUUUCUUCACUAAUGUUCUCUAACAAACCUUUGAGGCCUUCACAGAACAGCUAAACUCAUACAGAGAAUACAUUACAAACAAGUGGACUCUACUAACCAGAUGACGACUGAAAGGUAAUCUCAUCCAAGUGUAAAAGAGUAAAGAAAUGUUUUAAAUAACCCGCUUUUUAGAAUGAUAUUUUAAGCUAUUUCAUUGUCUCAGAUGCUGUAACAAUGCAAAUAGAGAUCAUUUAUUAGAGACGACUCGUCUUUUCUGUGGAGAGAAAUACCAACAGUGGCCGCCACUUGUUGCAACGUCAGACUCCAUCUCUCUCCUAUCUCCCCGUACAGCAGGAGGAGGGAGGGAGAAGUGGGGGACUCCGUCACAUCCUCUGUCCACAUAUGGGCAUGAAGUUUACACGCAGCGGGGAAUCCUCUCACUGGAGCCGAUGAAUGGGGAGGAGGGUCCGAGGGAGCUGCCAAAGUGUAUAUAAGGAGGGAAAGGGGAAGUCGCUGAUGUGAAACCCACAGCAAGCAAAUACCGAGGACCGGAGACGAAACGGAAUACCUUUAAUUGAAUUUCUUUUUUAUUCUCACUGCUUUGGAUCAUUUGUUUUAAAAGCCAUUUAAAAGGUGGGUGGAUAUAAAACGGUGAUCUACAUUAUUUCUUCCCCCCAUUCCUCUUCUUUUUGUUAUUUUUUAUUUUUAUUUUUUUUACCUUUUCUUCCCUGGGAGAGACGGACUUCUCAAGUGCAUCAUUAUGUUGAACAAUAUGGAUUUGAACGCGAAAGAUUCUUUUUAUCCUCAAUUUGAGAAUUGCAACAGUUCUUCCCUGGGAAUGGAAAACAGCGUGAGGAAAGACAGUAACCAGGAGGUGUUCGUCGAUGCAGAACGGGGGGUACCUGCCCAGUUUGGCCACGAAGGAACCCCUGCAACCCUAAAAACUGAGGCUUCCAACUCGGAGUACGCUUUCAACCACUGCGAGUGCCCAAAAGACGCAUACACCUCCUCCUCCUCCACCUCCUCGCUCGCCUACUCCGGCAGCUUCUAUGUUGAGGCAUCUCAGGGAGCGCCCUGCAGCACCGAAACACUCCUCAACAUGAUCACCGAGAUCGUGGGCAUAUCCACGCUGCCGCUCUCAGAGGCGCAACAGAACGGCAACUGCAGCCGGGGGACCUACCCCUCGCCUGGGCCUCCGGAAAACAGCUCCGGCGGCUUCGGAGACUCGAAGAGGCAGCCGUACACCUGUUCUGGACCCGAUCCAGACCAAACCCCGCAAGACGGCCAGGCCCACCAAGACCCGUCCACCUCCCAGUUCGGCUUUCAGAAGAAGCCAGAACCAAAGUCGGAAGCCGCUUCCUUCCCCGUUGUGGUUAAGAAUGAGUUUGAAAGCAGCUGCUAUGAGUGGGGGAGCUUUAACAAUAAGUCUGACUGUUUGGAGACCACUUUCCACACAGAAACAUUCCCCAUGUCCAAUGACUUCCCGCCUGAUCAGCAGAUGGACGUCAAGGACCUCUUGGAGACCUUUCCCCCAAUUUGCCCCAAUCCAGACAUGGAGUUUAAAGUGGAGGGGGGCAUCAAGCAGGAGCCCUGUUUCUCUGACACCUGUUCUCAGAGUUACUCCAGCUCCCUUUACAAUAAUUACCUUCCACCUCCACCAACUAUGGGCCUGAAGCCCUUCCCAGAGCCUCCACAGCCAUCAAACCAGUGCGACCCUCUCUACACAUCUCCAGCCUUACCCAGCACCAUAGACUCCAUCCUGUACUCCUCCCUGCUGCCGGACUCGUUCCCGCAAACUUACACCAACCGCACGGCGAAGCCCCCCGGCAGCAGGGCGAGGAAGAGCCCCGCGGCCUCCUCCCACGGCCCGGCCAAGGAGAAGCCCUUCACCUGCCCCAUGGAGAGCUGUGACCGGCGCUUCUCCCGUUCCGACGAGCUCAACCGGCACAUCCGCAUCCACACGGGCCACAAGCCAUUCCAGUGCCGCAUCUGUCUGCGCAGCUUUAGCCGGAGCGAUCACCUCACGACCCACACCAGGACUCACACCGGGGAGAAACCCUUUUCCUGCGACGUGUGCGGCAAGAGGUUCGCCCGCAGCGACGAGAGGAAGCGGCACGGACGCGUUCACCUGAAGCAGAAGGAGAAAAUGGAAAUAAAGCCGCAGGUGACCGCCGGGGCAUGGCCGUUCAGUCUUCCUGAGGGGAUAUGAAAGUUGCGCCCCCCCCCACACCCCCUUGUUCCUUUUGUUUUUUCGGGGGGAAUAAGAUGUUGAAAGAAGAAGCCAGCCUGAGUCGGUUUUGCUUUGCAAAUCAGUCUGCAACCUCAGAGGUUUUUUAAAGAGGAGCAGAGAGGAGGAAAAGAGCCUUACAGUAUGUUGCUGCUGACUUUCUGCAGCCAUGCCAAAGCUGCACAGGUCGGCAGCAGACCAACAGAGACUUGUUGCUUCAACUUUCAGAGGUGCCAAAGCCUCUGUGCUCUGCACUGCAUGGCUGGCCUGUUUCAGCACCUCUUGAAUCUGGACAGCUCCAGCCUCCAUUUGCCUCAGAGCCAUGGUUGGAUUGCACUUAACAGAUUAUAAAUCAUGACUAUCUCCAUUUACAGAUUCCUUAUUUUCUGCUUUUAGCAUUCGUAGAGCAAUGAUUUUAACCUAUGUUUACUUCAAAAACAAAAUGCAUGUUUGUUUCAAUGUUUUCUUUCCCUUGACUGGAAUGUCAGCCACUCUCAGCCCCUCACAUAUUGCAGUAAAGUGAAGGGGUUUUUUUGUUUUGUUUUUGUUAUGAUUUUUUUUUAACAUGAAUGUAUGGUUUUGACCAUGAAGCUGUUCAUCUUUGAUCAGUUUAGUGUUUUUAUCUUAUUCUUAUCAUUUUACCGUCAAUGUUUUUUUUGUCACUGGUCUUUGUGUUGUGUUACAAUUGUUUGGAUUAUUACAGUUGUGAAAGAUAUAUCAUAAAUGGGAAAUAAAUAUAUUUGUAUCACUGUACCUCUUUGUAUUUUUAUAGAUUAAGUGUAUAUUUGACAAUUAAUCCUAAGGUGAAAUGUAUUCUCAAUCAUAAAUAAUGUCUUGAUUUUUUUCUUCUCUCUCUUUCGUUUUUGGAGGGCUAUUAUUUAGUAACAAUAUUUUAAAUGUUACAAUUUGAUAUGAGAAAAACCCUUUUCACACAUCAUUCUUUUAUUGGUAAGAUAGAGAGCGCUGUCUCACUGAAUUGUUGAUCUUGAUUUUAAAUGCGGAUAUGUACUUCAGUAAAUAAGGCGUGUUUACAGUUUGUACAGAAUUAUGUUCAGGCAAGCUAGAAGUUUCUAGCAAACCACAUAAACAUUGCUUUUGAGUAAUCCGGUAGCACACAUUGCUGCGAGUCUUUGUUAGACUGUAGAAUAAAGGGUUUUUGACUUCUGGUAUCUUUUGCUGAAGGUUUUGCUGAAAUGUUCACUUUAGCAAAAAAAAAAAAAAAAAAAAAAGAAAAAAGAAAAAAAAGGAGGGAAAAAAGCACAUACAAUAAAAAUGUUGAAGCGUUUGGUGAAAUUGUCACCAACAGGUUAUUGCAAAAACAAGUAAUUUAACUCGCCUUAAGUUAUAUUAACUGUUCAAGAAAAGAUUUUGUACAUAGAUGAUUUCUACAAUAUAUUACAUUAAUAUCGAUGUUGUUAUUUUUAUUAAAAGUUUAUGAAUAAAAUAAAAAAAAAAUUCUGGAAG
This is a messenger RNA of Xiphophorus hellerii (green swordtail), 3961 nucleotides long. Its product is annotated as early growth response protein 1-B. The coding region runs from base 1031 to 2479 and encodes 482 amino acids. Gene Ontology annotation, molecular function: DNA-binding transcription factor activity, RNA polymerase II-specific; RNA polymerase II cis-regulatory region sequence-specific DNA binding. The record is from RefSeq and is a predicted model, not a curated record. NCBI's taxonomy places the organism in Eukaryota, Metazoa, Chordata, Actinopteri, Cyprinodontiformes, Poeciliidae. The transcript has 2 exons. Gene Ontology annotation, biological process: regulation of transcription by RNA polymerase II.